ACGCAACCCCGUUGGCGCAGAAUGCUGAGCCCAUGUUGGGUGCUCAGUGCUCGUCGAACGGCGCUGUCUUGCGACGGGAGCAUGCCGCCGCGCCCUGCACCACCGAUCAACCGAUCUCAGAUUUUGUAAGCAGCCCCGAUCGCGUUCAUUGGUAGGAAUUGAUGGCAGGGUUGUGCUCGUUGCGUCGAGGAUCGACGCUCAGUCGUCGGUUGAUCGAUGAUCGACGUUCGAUCGGUCAUUCUUACGAUCGAUCCUUUCUGGACGAGCCAUUGCAACAAGUUUUAAUCUCAUCGAGACUUUACAAAAAUCCCAACGUUCUAUCUGCCGAUCCAGGCGAGCUCGUCCAAGAUUCGAGAGGAGGAUAAAGGUCGUCGUCUCUCGAGGGAGAAAAAAAUGACCGAGACGAUGUCGGAAGAUACUGCCGAGGUAGUGCCGAGGAGCGAGGACUCGUGCGAGGAUGCCGAAGCGCAAGGGAACUUUGGGAUGCCAGGUUGGGAAGCGGCGGUGGCCUCGCUAACUCUCGGAUUCAUCGUUUUAGCAACGGUUCUGGGCAAUUCCCUGGUAAUCCUGAGCGUUUUUACCUACAGGCCCCUGAGAAUAGUCCAAAACUUUUUCAUCGUCUCGUUGGCGGUCGCUGAUUUGGCCUUGGCGAUCCUCGUAAUGCCGUUCAACCUAGCUUACCUCCUCCUCGGCAAAUGGAUUUUCGGCAUACACUUUUGCAAGCUCUGGUUGACCUGCGACGUUCUAUGCUGCACCGCGAGCAUUCUGAAUCUCUGCGCGAUAGCUCUGGACCGUUAUUGGGCUAUUACCGAUCCAAUAAAUUACGCGCAAAAGCGCACGCUCAAGAGAGUCCUCGGGACGAUAGCCGGGGUUUGGGUGUUAUCCGGGGCGAUUAGUUCGCCGCCUUUAGCGGGAUGGAACGAUUGGCCGGAACAAUUGGAGGACGACACGCCCUGCCAAUUGACCAGGAGGCAGGGCUACGUUAUUUAUUCGGCGCUGGGCUCCUUCUUCAUCCCGUUAUUUCUCAUGAGUCUCGUUUACCUAGAAAUUUUCCUCGCUACGAGAAAAAGAUUGAGGGACCGCGCUCGGCAAAGCCGGCUCGGGGCUGUGCAAUCGACGAGGCACCGAGAGGCCGAAGACGCCGAAUCCGUCAGUUCGGAAACGAAUCACAACGAGAGGUCGACGACGAUGCCUAGAACGCACGCCAAGCCCUCGCUGAUCGUCGACGACGACGACGACGACGAACCAACCGAGGUCACGACCGGCGGAGGUGGGGGCCACCCCCCGGCAGCCACCACCACCAGUGGAACCGGAAAUUCUAGACGAGCUGCUUCCGGUAGCGGUCCUCCCCAAAAUCCUCCGACCACUACCACGGUCUAUCAAUUCAUCGAGGAACGCCAGAGAAUCUCUCUCUCGAAGGAGAGACGCGCGGCGAGAACGCUUGGCGUCAUCAUGGGCGUAUUCGUAGUUUGUUGGCUACCCUUCUUCCUCAUGUACGUCAUCGUUCCUUUUUGCCCGGCUUGCUGUCCCUCCAUCAGGCUUUCCUACAUCAUCACGUGGCUGGGUUACUUGAAUAGCGCCCUUAAUCCCCUCAUCUAUACCAUAUUCAAUCUCGACUACAGGCGAGCUUUUCGAAGGCUCCUGCGCAUUCGCUGAUCCUUUCCUUUCACUCAACUAAUUUCUUUUUUAUUUACCUAUUUCUUUUUCCCAAAAUCAAAACCGACCAAUCGAGAGAACGUAUCUCAGCGAUAUCGAGGUAACGAGUUUCCUUUAACCAGUUCUUAACUGCGUAACACUUUUUUUACAUUAUUACAAACUAAAUCAAAUAAUAUGUUUCCCGUUAUAUUACCGAUGAGACUGCAUUUCUUCGUUAGCUGUUCCUAUACGAGUUUCAUUAUUUUUUCACACUUUUUCUCUUUUUAAUAACUAAUAAACUUUUUUCAAAGAUGAAUUUUGCAUAAAUUAAGAAAGAGAGAGCGAGAGAAAAAGUCUCGCCGACUAAAACAUAUAUUCCAAAAAAUAUCGACAAAGUUGCGAGAGAGAAGCGUUCAGAAGAGUGUCUUCUUCUAAACGUUGAUAUUUUACAUUAGUUUCAGACGAAUCAUUGUUCGAACGAGUAGAAAAAUAAUUCAUUUCCUAUAGAUGGGGGGGGGAGAUAUCUUUCGUGUUAAUCCGUUUUUCAAACAAAAUACGAAACAAGGAUAAUCGGAUCGUGCUCGUUUCGAUCAUUUCUUUUUAUUCUUCUAUCAAAACUUAACAUCGAAAGUCCAUCGGCCAUGAUAUCGGCCAUGAUAUCGGCCAUGAUAUCGGUCUAAUAAAAGCAAACGGGCUAGCAGGAGGAAGAGGAACAAGAACAGUCCUGCUUAAAAUUUCAUUCUUUACUUGUUCAUUCGUAUUUAACGAAUAACGCGAAUGACCGUGGUUAAUAAUUAAUCCCUUCAUUCUCGUAUUGGUCAAUUUUGAAGUUUUCGAGUCAUUCUAUUGUAGACUUCUUUCGUAAUUGAAAAGUAACAACAAAAUAGUAGAGACUAUUGAAUCUGUGGAAAAAGUUAGACUCUCUCUCUCUCUCUCUCUCUCUCUCUCUCUCGCAGAAAUAAAGAAAAUACUAAAUUCGAGAAAACUGAAGCAGUAUAUUUCGCGAAAAAUUCGUUAGUUUGCAAUAGUUUCUCGAUUGGAAAUUCAAACAACUUUACGUACAUACGUGAAUAUUAUUAUAUGGUAGAGAAACAAGGAAUAAUGGGUGGUUCGAGACGAUUAUCGCGAGAAAAAUUAAGAAUAAAAACGAAGAGAUGCGGUGAAUUUUUGUGAUGACCAAAAAUGUCGAAAAGAUGAUGAGGAAAAACAAAGUUGCCGUAUCGAUUUAUGCAAAAUUCGUUUGGCAAUCGACUUGCGUGUAAAGAUAAUUUUACGUAAAUUGAGUUUGGUCAAAUAAAACUAGAGUAUAAUCUAGAUAGAUAAAGUUUAACAAUCUUCUAAUACGCAAUAAGACGAGUAUGUUUGGAUAAAGGAAGUGUUCGCGAUCGGUGAAAAUUCGCUUUUUUAAAUGGUACCAACAAAUGGAAAAGAUAUUUUCAUCUUAAAACGUAGAAACGUUGGAACGUAGUAGAAUCGUUCCUUUCUUUCUGCGCCCAAGAAGAGAAUAGUUCUCUUGGGGAAUGUUGAGAAAAUAACUGGGAAGGAUUCUCAGGGAAAUCGAUUCCGAGAGAAGAGAUUUUCCAGUAGGACGAUUUCGUUGACUUUUAGUAGCUUUCUUAUUAAACAAAGUAGGAUUGAACGAACAGAAAUAAGAACGUCUCAUACCGAUGGAUUUUAUCGUCUAUCGCGUGCUGUUUUACAUUUUUUGUUCCCUUUGCCAAAGAAUCAACAGAUCAAACGAAUUAACCUCUUUAAUAAUGGAGACAAAAACUUUUCUUGGUUCUUGUUAAAUGGAACGUUCAUUCGAUAUUCGUAUUUAACUAUUCGCUUUAAGCUGCCAGAUCGAUCAUAAUGAAAUAUUAACGAGAAACUGUGGUAGACAUUUGGUACGAUUGUGAUACGAAAUCGUGACAAUUUAUUCAACCAAUAGGACAGUUGCAUUAAGUCAAAUUUGAAAGAAGAAGGAAAAAGACGAAAAAGACAAAUUUUAAAUAAAUACAUCAUUUUUGAUCGAUCGCAUAUUUAUACAUAUUAUCAUUAUACAUAACUGUGUCGAUAAUUAUGACAGUUAUGGUUUACUUACAAUUAGUGUCAAAACAAGUCAAUUAAAUUAAUAUUACGAUUUAUUUUAUAUUCACAUUAUUCGUAUCACAAAAUAAAUCAUAAAAUGAAACAUUUUUUUAACUUACAAUUAGUCCGCUGUCAUAAUUACCGUAACAAUUACGUAAAACUUUUAAAGCCAUGCGUUUCAAGUUUUCUUCCUCGUUGUCAGAAUGGAAGAGUGAAAAGUGUUCUUACAUUUAUUCGAAUUACUUACUUAGCUUAUUCUCUCUUUGUUUUUUUUUUUAACGUUAUCUACGCGUUGCAUUAACUCGACGAUAAUUUACUAGAGAAAUGAAAAGAACAAAUGCAAUUAAACUCGUAAUCGAUUUCGACGAAUAUCCUUCUCUUCCCCCAAGGGAACGAUCAUCUUUUUAUCAUCAAAAGGAAAAGAUAAUCGAUCGAAUAAGUUUCGUUAAUAAUUAGCCACAAUAGGAAGAGUCCUGUGUAUUUUAGAUAAAACCGAUAGAAGGUAUAUUAUAUUUAUCGUUCGUAAAACACGAUUAUGGUUGUGAGUAUCGAUAUAACGAAAACUUAAUUAAAAGUAUCUAAGCGAAAUGAAAGAAGGAAAGAAAAAAAAACAAAGAAAAACAUAAAAAAGAAAAAGAAACGUCAUGGAGGACGACCAAUGCUUCAAAAAUACAAAUAGAUCUACAAAGUAAAACGAAGGUAAAGAUCCAAGGGUUGUGCUAUUAGCCUGUAAUACGACAUACGUAACAUAUAAGAUUAUUUAUGAAAAUUGUUUUCGGGCUCGUAUACAUAACACGAAUACAUAAAUACAUAUAUAUACACGUCACAAUAUGCGCGUUCGUACAAAAAUGUAUAAAUGCGUUUGUAAACGCAAAUACAAGCGCAUUAAAAAUGUGCGAACAGAGCGUGGUACUCCACUCUCCAUUUUCUCGUCGCGUGUCAUUGUCAAGAAAUAAUUUGUCGAAUCGCAUUUACAGCCGAGCAUAGUGGGUUGUCUCAGUGUUGGAGUGCAUUUAUUGUGCACAAAAAGUCCCCUACAUUAUAGAUUUGACAAAAAUUAACUAAAAACAAUUUUGAAUCUUCUUCGUUAUAUUAUAUCAUAUAUAAAUAUAAUAAUAAUAAUAAUUUCAACAUAAUUCUUACUGCAAUACGAAUAGAAACGAUAAAAGAUGAAACAACAAAAUGCGUAGAAAGUGAAAAUCUGAAACUGCAACAUUGACGCAACUCUUGCCACGAGUCAUUUGUGUCUACGGGUGUACGUAUUCAUUUUUUCCAAAGAGAAAAAUAUGUAAGAAAGACGAGAGAGUACUUAUCUCUUGACUCGAGGAUUCGUUGAGAAUUCGAUUCGACGUAAAAGCGGAACACACGUAUAUAUAUAUAUAUAUAUAUAUAUAUGCAUAGGGAAAUAGGAACGUAUGUUGUAUCGUGCGACUAUAAAAAAAAAAUCGAA
Molecule: messenger RNA, 5155 nt
Organism: Polistes canadensis
Lineage: Eukaryota; Metazoa; Arthropoda; Insecta; Hymenoptera; Vespidae
Product: tyramine receptor 1
Exons: 3
Coding region: 394-1656 (420 amino acids)
Biological process (GO): adenylate cyclase-activating adrenergic receptor signaling pathway
Cellular component (GO): membrane
Molecular function (GO): octopamine receptor activity
Source: RefSeq, a predicted model, not a curated record